Molecule: messenger RNA, 648 nt
Organism: Aspergillus steynii IBT 23096
Lineage: Eukaryota; Fungi; Ascomycota; Eurotiomycetes; Eurotiales; Aspergillaceae
Gene: erg2
Product: C-8 sterol isomerase ERG2
Exons: 3
Coding region: 1-648 (215 amino acids)
Biological process (GO): ergosterol biosynthetic process
Cellular component (GO): endoplasmic reticulum
Source: RefSeq, a predicted model, not a curated record
AUGCGUACCUUCAGCUUCCUGGUCACCCUCGUGGCCGCCCUAAUUGGCUUCUACAACUACUUCGAGGCGCGUCUGGAGAGUUUCUACAUCUUCGACCCCAGCCAUCUGCACGAUCUUUCGCAGCGCGCCAUUGCUGCCCACGGCGAGAACACUCGCGGCGUGGUCGACUUCAUCGUUGCCGAAUUGGAGCAGAAGGUGCCCUCCGUUCACAUCAACAAGGACGAAGAAUGGGUGUUUAACAACGCCGGUGGCGCCAUGGGUGCCAUGUAUAUUAUCCAUGCCAGUAUCACUGAAUACUUGAUUAUCUUCGGCACCGCCAUCGGAACCGAGGGUCACACCGGCCGUCACACAGCCGACGACUACUUCAACAUCCUCCAGGGAACUCAGCUCGCCUACGUGCCCGGCUCCUUCGAGCCCGAGGUCUAUCCCGCCGGUAGCGUGCACCACCUCCGCCGCGGCGAGGUCAAGCAGUACAAGAUGGACUCGUCGUGCUUUGCGCUGGAAUACGCCCGCGGCUGGAUCCCUCCCAUGCUGUUCUUCGGCUACGCCGAUACCUUCUCGAGCACCCUGGACUUCCCGACCUUGUGGGCGACCUCGCGCAUCACGGGCCGUGAGAUGAUCUCCAACCUGUUCAAGGGCAAGAUGUAA